AUGUCAGUAUUUCCUGCCCUCGCAACCCCCAAUGACAGCACUCCAAUGGCUCCCACCUUUUUGUUGGUGGGCAUGCCAGGCCUGGCAGCUGUACCCUCUUGGUGGACCAUGCCCCUCAUCAUUGUCUAUUUGCUUUCUGCCCUGGGCAAUGGUACUGUCCUCUGGAUCAUUGCUCUGGAACCUGCCCUGCGUCGACCAAUGCACUUCUUCCUCUUCUUGCUCAGUGUGUCUGAUGCUGGCUUAGCCACAUCCCUGAUGCCCACACUGUUGGGCCUUGCCCUUGCUGGUGCACACACUGUCCCUGCAUCAACCUGUUUUCUACAGAUGUUCUUUAUCCACAUCUUUUCUGUCAUGGAGUCCUCUGUCUUACUCACCAUGGCUGUUGACCGGGCACUGGCCAUCUGCCUCCCUCUCCACUACCCAGCACUCCUGACCACCAGUGUCAUCCAAAAGAUCAGCCUAGUCAUUGCUUUUCGAUGCCUGGGUCUCCAUCUGCCCCUGCCAUUUCUCCUGGCCCACAUGCCCUACUGCCACCCACAAGUCCUGACCCAUUCUUAUUGCUUGCACCCUGAUGUGGCCCGUUUGGCCUGCCCAGGGGCUUGGGGUGCACUCUACAGCUUCUUUGUGGUCCUGUCUGCUAUGGGAUUGGACCCCCUGCUUAUUUUCCUCUGCUAUGGCCUGAUUGGCAGAAUGUUGCAAGGUGUGGGGUCUAAGGAAGAUCGCUGGAAGGCUGGCCAAGCCUGUGCUGCUCACCUUUGUGCUGUGCUCCUCUUCUAUGUCCCCAUGAUCCUGCUGGCACUGAUUAGCCAUCUGAAGCUGCCCAUCCCUCAGCAUGCUUAUACACUUCUCUCCUAUAUCCACUUCCUGCUCCCUCCACUUAUAAACCCUGUUCUCUACAGUGUCAAAAUGAAAGAGAUUCAAGAGAAAAUAUUCAAGAGGUUACAUCCCAGGAAGGUGGGCUGUACUCAGUGA
This is a messenger RNA of Otolemur garnettii (small-eared galago), 972 nucleotides long. RefSeq names its product olfactory receptor 51S1. The coding region runs from base 1 to 972 and encodes 323 amino acids. Gene Ontology annotation, molecular function: olfactory receptor activity; G protein-coupled receptor activity. Gene Ontology annotation, cellular component: membrane. NCBI's taxonomy places the organism in Eukaryota, Metazoa, Chordata, Mammalia, Primates, Galagidae. Gene Ontology annotation, biological process: G protein-coupled receptor signaling pathway. The transcript has a single exon. The record is from RefSeq and is a predicted model, not a curated record.